GUUUUUUUUGCAAUGAACUCUUCAUGCGUUAUUUUAUUAUUGUUUGUCUGUUUUACUAAACUGGGUAAAUUAUACCUUUUUAUGUGUUGUCAUGAUUUAUUUUUUAAAAAGUUGCACGCACUUCCUGGGUUCAAAUGAACAUUAUGAAUUCCUGUAAGUUGUGGAUAUCCACAGCCGUUAUCGCUGUGCUUUUCUUGCAACAUUCUCUUUAAAAGAGGAAGAAGAAAGCGAUAUCUGUCAUCAAAGGGUUUAAGUAUCACUAGUUAAUGCGAAGCAGCUGGUGAGGAUAAACGGAGCACGUUGGACAGCAGCACGUCAAGCAAAAUGAAUGAGACAUAUGAUGACUAUGAAUAUGAAUAUGUUUAUUAUUAUUAUUUUGAAGAAACUUGUGUGACUUGUUUUAAUGUACAGCUGAGGAAUGCUAUGAGAGCGGUUGCUCUGGUCUUCUUCUACCUGACUUUGAUCCUCGGUGUUCCUGGAAAUGCAUUUGUCGUGUAUGUUGCUGGAUUGAAGAUGAAGAGGACUGUUAAUACAGUAGGGUUUCUCAAUCUAGCGAUCGCCGACUUCUUCUGCUGCCUUUCCACUCUUUACUACGUGGUAGAACACUCUCUUAAAGAAAAUUGGCCGUAUGGAUCUGUCUUUGUAUGCAAGAUUCUCCCCUUCAUCAUGCUCAUCAACAUGUUUGCCAGCGUUUUCACCUUGAGCUUGAUCAGUCUGGACCGGUUUACUCAGGUGCUCACACCGGUUUGGGCUCAAAACCAUCGCAGCCUGUUCAUCGCUCGACUGUCCUGCGCAGCCGUCUGGAUUCUGGCUGCUGCUCUUAGUCUGCCUUUUAUGAUGUUGAGAGGGACUUUGAACGAAUAUGACACGAAGGUCUGCCUGUUUUAUAUGUUUGGUAACAAGCAAAUGUAUCAAAAUUUAAGCGUCGUCAGGUUUGUGUUCGGGUUUCUGGUUCCUCUCGUGUGCAUCACAACAUGCUACGGAUUCAUCGCAUGCAAGUUAGGCAGGAGUCAGUUUCGCUCUGGACGAGCGUUUCGCAUCAUGAUGGCUGUAAUCGUGGCCUUUUUUCUCUGCUGGCUGCCGUAUCACAUAGUGCAUCUGAUAUUAAUAAAUGGAGAUAAAUCGGUUAAUAUGGCAGCUUUGGCAUUGGAUCCGUUGGCCGUUUCUUUGGCGUAUUUCAACAGCUGUCUGAACCCCGUUCUCUAUGUUUUCAUGGGACAGGAUUUUAAGAGCAGCGUUAAACUUUCUCUAAGACGUGUUUUUGAAAGAGUUUUCUCUGAGGAGGAAGCACAAAUAACACAAAACACACACUCACAGCAAACACACUCACUGUAGUGAAGAUAUCAACUCAUUUAUACUGAGUUUUCUAAUUAAUUUAUUCUACCUGAACUCAUGAAUGUGUGUAUAAAUAGUACGGCCAAAAAAAAAAAAAAAAACUCUUGGUGUAUAUGUGAAAAAAUGUAAUUUGGCGUGUUUAUUCUAUACAGUGGAUAUAUAGGUUUGUGUGGUAGAUGCGUAUCGUAUGCAUGCAAAACUGCAUAUUAUAUGCAUGCCAAACACGAAUAACAUGAAUACGCCAAAGUCAAUUUUUGUGGAUCAAUACCACAAGUUUCUAUAAUUGCAGGUACAUUUGGUGUCCAAAGUCAUUGUUUUUUCAGCUUUGUUUUUAACUGGUUAUAUUUUUUAUUUUAAUAAUUUAAGAUGUCCAUAACAAUCAUAAUAAUUUAUUUCAAAAGUGUCUUAGCUAAAAAUCAUGAUUUCGUCUUGUCAAAUGAGUCGGUGUAUUUUUUCCAUCAUGUAUUGUGUAAUCAAAAUAUUUUAUAGUACUUUUGCCAAAUUGUUUUAUUUAUAAAAGCUUUAAAUAGUCACUUAAUAAUUCUACAACAUUAAAAAUUGUUAAUCUAUAAAUCUUGACUCAACUCUGUUACCAUACCACAUUUUCCCUGUAAACUGGUGAAAUUAUCUCUCAGAACUGUAUAAGUUAAAGGGAAAUGACGUCACCUUCCCUCUCUGAUAAGAUCUGAAAAGUAUGUGAGAAAAUAUUUUUUCUAGAGAAUGUUAUUUUUUUUUAUAGUACAUCAACUCACAAAAUUAAAGACAGCAGAAUUUAUUACUGAUCACACACUGGGUUAUUUAAAGAUCUUUUAUUCAUGUUUUCGUUAGUGCCAUGUGCUCUUAGCAUUUAUGCCAUAAAGUAGAGUUUUCGGCCGAAAAAGAGUCAAUUCUGUUAACGUCAACUCUGUUACCAGGGUAGACUAACAGUGCUGACAGUCGUGUAACAGAGCUGACAGUCUACCGGAUAAUUCUGUCAAUUCUGUUCUGUUAAUGAAACGGAAUCAAAAAACUGAUAUAUAUCACUGAAAUUAAACAACUGGAACUGGGGGGAAAUCUAAUUGUGAAAUAAAUGCUUUCUCUAGUUAAUAUUGGCCACAAUUAUUGACACCCAAUUAUUGCAGCACCGUUUUCCCAAGAUAACCGCUCUUAGUUGUCUCCUGUAAUGCCUGAAGAGUUCGGAGAACACCCGAUAAGAGAUCAGAGGCCAUUCCUUCAGGCAGAAUCUUUCCAGAUCCUUCAGAAUGCCAGCUCUAUGUUUGUAUCUCUUCUCUUCAGUUCACCUCGAUCAUUUUCUACAGGGUUUAGAUGU
Molecule: messenger RNA, 2644 nt
Organism: Puntigrus tetrazona (Sumatra barb)
Lineage: Eukaryota; Metazoa; Chordata; Actinopteri; Cypriniformes; Cyprinidae
Product: C3a anaphylatoxin chemotactic receptor-like
Exons: 2
Coding region: 325-1335 (336 amino acids)
Biological process (GO): complement receptor mediated signaling pathway; phospholipase C-activating G protein-coupled receptor signaling pathway; positive regulation of cytosolic calcium ion concentration
Cellular component (GO): plasma membrane
Molecular function (GO): G protein-coupled receptor activity; complement component C5a receptor activity
Source: RefSeq, a predicted model, not a curated record